AUGGAAUCAACGGGAAACUUCACUCUUGCUUCAAGAAGCCGUCAACACCUCCCUGCCAACCCGCCGUCUGAGAUGUCCUCGCCGUCGAUGUCGCCUAUGGACAAGAAGAAGGAAUCGUCGAAGGAUAAAAGGAAAGAACCUUUUGUCAUGAUAACCGCGAUAAUAGUGUUAUUCGAAAGCCGAUUCUUCAUAGUCUGCGAAUUUCGUGGUAAACACUAUUGGUCAAUGAUUCGAAGGAAAUGGAUAGUUUCUCUUUACAUGACUGUCAUCCUUUAUGUACUACCCUUCAAAUACUUGUGUCCCGAUCAGGAACCGGCUAAGCAACGUGUUUUUCAGCGACUACCAUGUCUCCCUUCUUACAUCUACAAUGCUCCUAUAUUAGUACUGGUCGAGGACAUCACCUACCAUCUCACUGUAAUUAUAGUAUGGCUACUUAUCUGUUUCAGUGGACUCAUUGCUCUGUUAGUCUACAUUUAUUGGAAUACUGCAAAACUACUGAAGAACCAUCGGAUGUCCCCUCAAACCUAUCAAAUUCAUAGAAUCUUUAUGUCGGCAUUAGUGAUUCAAUUGGUUAUCCCAUUUUGUACUAUCAUCGGCCCAGCUAUCACCGUACUGUCCUCAAUUAUCACUAAUUACUAUAAUCAAGGAAUGAUUAAUUUCGCUAUACUGUCUAUAACGUUGCAUGGAUCAGUGACUACUAUAGCAAUGCUUGCUGUUCAUAAACCGUAUCAAUUGGCAAUUAAGGAAAUGUUUCGAAAUUUUUCAUUACAAUCGACGGAAGUGUCUCGGAGGGAAAUGUAUGCAAAUCACGUUGUGCGGAUGCAGUCUGCUACACAAUAA
This is a messenger RNA of Caenorhabditis remanei, 840 nucleotides long. RefSeq lists its product as uncharacterized. NCBI's taxonomy places the organism in Eukaryota, Metazoa, Nematoda, Chromadorea, Rhabditida, Rhabditidae. The record is from RefSeq and is a predicted model, not a curated record. Bases 1 to 840 code for a protein of 279 amino acids. The transcript has 3 exons.